Messenger RNA from Quercus robur (English oak), 1203 nucleotides. RefSeq lists its product as uncharacterized. Bases 1 to 1203 code for a protein of 400 amino acids. NCBI's taxonomy places the organism in Eukaryota, Viridiplantae, Streptophyta, Magnoliopsida, Fagales, Fagaceae. The transcript has a single exon. The record is from RefSeq and is a predicted model, not a curated record.
AUGUCCAAUGGUUCAGUUGUUGACCUUAUUGACCAAGAGACUAAAUCAUGGAAGGUGGAAUUAAUUAGGAAGAUAUAUCACCCACAGGUAGCUAAGGAGAUUCUGCUUCUACCUAUAUCUAGACUACCAAAUAUGGAUGACAAACUCAUUUGGAAGCGUUCAAAUUCAGGAGACUAUAAGGUUAAGAAAGCAUAUCAAUUGCUUCUCAAAGAGCAGUACCCUACUUCUACACAGAACCAUAGAUACUUUGGUAUUGAAAAUGAGGUCUGGGAAAGAAUUUGGAAAGUUAAGCUUCCUCUCAAAAUCCUGAACUUCAUUUGGAAAUUACUUCAUGGAAGUUUACAAGACCUUGAGGUUCUGGUUAACAGGGGCAUCACUGUAUCAAGCGUCUUUUAUGCAAUGAGGAGGAGGAAUCUCUUAAUCAUCUUUUUUUUAAAAUGCCAAUUUGCUCGAGCUGUGUGGUAUGGAUCAAACCUGAAGAUAAGAACUUCUGAUUCCUUCAAUCUGUCAAUCAAUCAAUGGGUGAAGUUUUGUGUUAGGCAGAAUGAUCCUAGAGAAUCUACUAGAUUGGGAAUUUUGCAAUCCUUCUUCACAACUCUAUGGUCUAUAUGGAACCAUAGGAAUCAGGUUCUUCAUCAAGGGAAGGAUCCUAAUCCAAUGGAAGUUCUUCUAACAUCCCAAUCUCUCUUGUGCAGGUAUCAGGAAGUUUUUAACAACAGCCAAAGUCAGAGGUCCAGUUGUAGACAACAAACUCAGCAGCAAUUCACAAACCAAGAUUGGCGGCUUGUCAUAAAGGUAGCAGCUUCUAUCAAUAGGAAAACCAAAAGGAGUGCCUAUGCUUUUGAGGCAACAACAGUGGAUGGAAGAAGAUUGUUCACAGGUGGUGCUAGUUGUGGCAGGAAGACCUAUUGUCUUGCAAUACAGGAUGCUAUUGGAGAAUCAAUGAUUGAGGCCCUGGAGCUGGGAUAUAACAGAAUGCUUGUGUUGAAUUGUUGUAAGGACCUCACACAGGUCUGCAAGCAGUACAGAGAGCCAAGUUGGCAUCAGAAGACUUUGAUUGCAGAUAUAACCCAUCUUCGGAAUCAAGGAAUACACAUAGACUUCCAUUUUGUUCCUACCUAUGUAGUUAGCCAUGUAACAGAUUUAGCUUAUAUCACCACUUGUUUCCCUGCACAUAGGUGCAGGCUAAAUCCUAAUGCCUGA